AUGGAUCAGGAGUAUGAGGAACGUGAACGUGUGUUGUCGAUCAUAAGAGGAGGAGAGGAGUCGUUGGAAUCGUAUUCUUCAAUAACAGAUUUCAAGCAGAAUUUGGGUGAAGAAGUUUUCGCACAUGAGAAAUUGGAAAAGGGAUGGGUUUUGUAUGAGGAAUUAUUAGGCCAACACAAAAUCAAAGCGCUGCUCAAACGCACUGCAUCACAAAGUUGGUUUCUCGUCCAUUCUCUGAUACAAUUUUGGGGAGUGGUGAAGGUGGAGGGGAGCCGUCACUACCUCUCUUCCUCACACCACCCUUUUUGUGUUAGCAGUCUCCACAAGGGGUUAUGUUGGUACAGGAAGCUAUGCAGAGAUCAUGAGUAUGUUGUUGUUGAUGUCGGAGAUGUCGAGCAGCAGCUUGGAGGCGUGGGAAGGGUGUACCGGAACAAGCUACCCGAAUCCACACCUGAUCUGAGACUAUACUCCACCCAUGAAUUUCCGAUGCGGGAUGAAGCUGCUCGCUGCGGUUUCAGAGCUUACAUGGCACUGCCUCUAUUUGAUUCGCAUACCUAUCAAUGCUACGGUGUUUUGGAGCUCAUUGAAAGCCUUUAUUCUCAUUAUGCAAGGGAACAAUUACUAUAUCUGCUGGAUCCAGCACUACAGAUGGCAGGGUUGAGGUCCAAUCACAAUCCCAUUGCUAUUAGAGGCCCGACAAAUGAAAGGAUGCAGCAACCUGAAGCUAACAUAGCAGAGGUACUUGAAUUGGCUAUGGCGACAAUCCCACGACUAUAUCUGGCACAGGUUUGGACCCCGUGUAAUAACUAAUGUGUUAACAUCUCCACCAACUUAUGCUUCAUGGAGAUGGUAUCUUUCAUUGAUUCUCAAAGUAAGAUAUUCAA
Salvia hispanica is the source of this 884-nucleotide messenger RNA. The record is from RefSeq and is a predicted model, not a curated record. NCBI's taxonomy places the organism in Eukaryota, Viridiplantae, Streptophyta, Magnoliopsida, Lamiales, Lamiaceae.